AGUGCCGUGUCCCCUUCACGCCGCAGGGAGGGGUGUUCCCUUAUUUUUAGAGUCGUGAACACCCACUUUGGUUUUAACUCUUUCCGUCUCCAGAGCUCAGCUUCGCACUACCUGUGCGCGUGCUCUCUCUGCGUGCGUCGGACAGUUAGCCAAACAUUUCGUCGUGGAUAUUUGCUUCUACAAGCUUCACCAGACUUCAGCCUCUCCUCUCUCCAGGAAGCCAGCACUGCAACCCUGCCAUCAGCAGCAUGGACUAUUACACGCCCCAGCCCAGUCGUCGCCACAACCCUGUGGACAGCAUCUGCCGCAAACUGCAGACCAUUCAGUGGCGCGGUGACAGAGAGCCCAACUCACCUUUCCAGAUACCCAAACUCUCCUCCAGCAAUUACGACAGCCCACAAAGUGGCCUCAGGCACAACCUGGAGGCCAUCCUGAAGAAAGGGACCCUGCACAAGGACGAGGGGGAGAGGGGAAAGGGAAAAGGGAUGGGCAUGCCAAGCCCUGCAACCUCCCAGAAGAGUAACCAGGGUUCCUCUGUCCCUAUGUUCACCUCUUCCACCCCAGCAUGCAACACCUCCACGCCAAUUAACGUCACAUACACUAUAACUAGCACUCUGGGGGAGAGGAGAGGUGCUGAUGGGAGUGAUUUAAGACAGGUUAAGACAUGGCAGAGGCAUUGUUCGACACCUACAGCCCAGACCAAAGACUCCCCUUACUUUACAUUCACACGAGGACCCCAGUCAGUGCAGCCCGAGAGCGAGAAGCUGAGCAGGAGCCCACCUUUUUCUCGUACCUUCACCCCAAACCACAGCACCCUCUCCUACAACCUCAACUUCUGCUCAGCAGAGACGGGGAACUCAACAGAGGUGGAGCUGCCCUACCCAGCCCUUGUUGUGAAAAGACUGUCCAUGGGAGAUGGAGGAUCCUCAAUGGCCUCUGAAAACAAGAAGGAGAAUAUGGCAGAAAUCAGCCUGAUCUGUGAGGAGAAUCUGCUGGAUACCAUCUUCCAUGCCUGCGACACCCAGCGUAGAGGUAAAGUGUAUGUGUCUCACAUUGUGGAUUACCUGCGGCACACCACCAGCCGGAGCUCAGAAGACAGUGGACUAGAGGACCUUUGCAACAUGCUCGAUCCAGAACAAAAAGACGUCUCCAUUGACCUGGAUACGUACCACGCCGUCAUGAAGGAGUGGAUUGAUGACUGCCGUAACAACAAGGAAGACAUAACUGAUGACAUGACUCAAGACUCGGUCAAAUUAAGAGACAGCCUGUCUGCCAAGAGGUCCAUGUUGCUCAAUAUGACCUCAGGGAGCUUGGAGGCCUUUGGAGGGGAGGCAUCCAGAGCAGAAUUUGAGACAUCGGAGCUGGUUUACUGUGUUGCCGACCUUCAGAUGAGCAACCAAAAGCUCCAGGAGGAGGUGAGGAAGCUGAAGCAGGUGGUGGAGGGCAUGGAGGACACCAACCAGAAACUGGCAGAGGAGAAUGAGGAUCUACGCAAUCAGGCCAGAGUUAACCAGCAGCUUACCCAGAAGGAGAAAAUUCUGAAGGAGGAGGUGGAGGAGAUGAAGGCCACUCUGAGCUGUACAGAGGAAGGCAGAGCUCGCGCCUCCGCACACAGCAAACAUGUGGAGAGAGAGAACCAGAGUCUCAUUGCCAAGAUUGCUUCUCUUCAGGAAGAGAACUUUAAGGUCACCAUGGAGACAGACGAGCUUCAGAGGAGAAUAACGGAGCUGUGUGACAUUAACGGUGACCUUCAGGUGCAAAUUCACUCAUAUGAUGGUGUUGUUGGUGAAAAGGAAGCUUUGAUACGAGAGAAGAGUAUACAGAUAAAUGAGCUGAAGUCAGCAGUGGAGGAAUACUCCUCCAUCACAGAGCUGCUGAGGGCAGACAAGAGCAGGCUGGAGAACCAGAUUCAGAUGAUGCAUCCAGCCCUGGCUGGGGCUGGUCUGUCCCUGUCGGUGGCCUACAGGUUGAACCAGAGCAGUUCAGGAUCCUUGCAGACAGAGUUGGCUCUGGCACAGUCACCACUGGAGGCUCCCCAUGGACUUGACCAUUUGUCCACCACUAUGAGCUUUGCCUCCCCGCUGGAUGAGACACUGGACAAAGAGGUGUUGAUUAUGCUGCAGGGACCCAAUCCUGAACACAUGGCUCUGGAGUUCAAGAGCCUUCUUAAUAAACUGAAAAGCGAAUUCAGAGAAGAAACCGACUUCGUCUUGUCUACAGCUAGAGGCUUGCUGGACGACUGCACACAGCCAACAGGCAACACCACUACCAGUCUGCAGACGCUGCAGGCCGAGCUGGACACGAGGAGGACAGACUGGGCCAUCAGCCUGGACCAGCUGGCCCAGUACACAGACUCACUGGAGAAGGAGCUGAUCAAAAUGGCCAGUAACAUGAGGAGGUCCCGCACUGAGAUCCUGCACCUUUCAGUCAGGGUGCAGGAGCAGGAGAACCAGAAGCGGCAGCUCUGUGAGGAGCUGGAGCAGCUAAAGACACCUCAGGACAGCAGAGAGGCCUCAUGCCAGACACCUGCACCAGAGGAAGAGCCUGGAGAUGAGUUGGAUUGGGAUGAGGAGUUUGCCCUCCAAGACUUCCUGAAGAACGAGUUAGCAGAGAGGAAUUGCAAAGAACAGGGUGGGCGAACAGACCGAGGUGAAGAGGAGGACGGGGAGGAGAGGUGGACAGUGGUGGACACAGCUGGAGAGGGAGAAGUGAGGGACACAUCCACUCCUCAGUCUGCCCUCAUAGGGGAGGCCCAGCCUGGGCACGGUGCAGCAGGAGAAGGUCAAGACUCUGCAUCAUGCACCAAGUCAGAGCCGGAAGUGAACUGUCAAUCUUUGCAGGAGGAGGCAGCAGUGCCAUUGAGCGCCCACUCACAAGCUGUCAGCAUUAGACACCCAGAGGCGGAUGCUCUCCCUGAUCUGUCCCACUCAGAGAACAACAAUGCCGAGGCUCAUGAGCCUGCAGAAACACCCUCCUGUGAUCCAGCCCAAAAUCUGAGCAACUCCCCUAAACACGACCAAACGGUCACACCCAGUAACAUCCCUUCCACAGAAGACCAGAUGGUUCCUCCUGACAGCACAUCGCCUGGACCAGAUGAGGCUAUUACCCAGACUGAGAGCACCCAGCCCACCAGUGAGGACCACAGGGGACAAGAAGAGAAGGAAGGCGAGGCGGACUCCAGCAUAGGAGCCAUGAGUCGUAUAAAGAGCCUGAGCCGGGACCAGUCGGCAGACAGAUCAGCAGCGGAGGACAGCACGUGUCUGCUACCUGUGUUGGUUGAGGAGGAGGAGAGUGUGCAGGACAGUACAGCCGAGGUGCCAACAGUAGCCGCCAGCAUGGAAGGGACAGACCGGCUCACCAGCAGCGGAGCGACCACCUUCUCUGACAGCAGCUCUCCUCAGUCAGCAUCGUCGGUCACGUAUGCCAGCCAAUCGGGGAGUGGCAUAGGCAGCAUGACCUCUGACCCCAGCCAAUCGGAGGACAGUGCAGCCAAAAAGGACUCCCUCCCCCACAGUGGCAAGAAUAAAAGGCAACUGGAGCUGUCACGCAACAUGGAGGCCAUCGAGGAGCACAAGGUCCAGGAGGACCAGAGUGAGACCAGCAUGGCCACGGAGAAGGAAUCGGAGACGUCAGAUGGCACCCACAAAGAGGGCAGAAGGGACAGCCUGUCACCUAAUGACAAGGAGAUUGAGGCUGAGUUCCAGCGUUUGGCAUUGGGCUUCAAAUGCGACAUGUUCACUCUGGAGAAGAGACUCCGUCUGGAGGAGAGGUCACGUGACCUGGCUGAGGAGAAUGUGCGCAGGGAGGUGUCCAGCUGCCAGGGCUUACUGCAGGCUCUGACUCCUCUGUGUGAGGAUGACAACCAGUCCAUGGAGAUCAUCCUGAGGCUCCAGAAGAACCUGGACAUCCUCAUCCAGUCCAUGACCAGGGUGUCCAGUCGCUCUGAGAUGCUAGGAGCUAUUCACCAGGAGAGUCGUAUUGGUAAGGCUGUGGAGGUGAUGAUCCAGCAUGUGGAGAACCUGAGGAGGAUGUACACCAAGGAGCACGCCGAGCUCCUGGAGCUCAGAGAGGCACUAAUGCAGAAUGAGAGGUCGUUUGGAUCACAAACUGAAAGAGAUGACUUCCGUGGCAAAAAGCAGACAACACAGUACUACAAGCAGUCGUCAACCCGGCGGGUCAGCAUAGCAGCAAUCCCCCGCACUGGUGGAAGCAACAUGCACUUUGACAUGUCGAAAACGCAAGACUGCUCAGAGGCUGAAACAGAGCGACUGACCAGGCGAUCCCCAUGGAAUGUGGCAGGGAAGAGCAGUGCGCGCCCCCCACUAAAGCGCUUUGUUAGCUCUGCGGCCUGGGUUGAUACUGAAGAGCCCUCUCUCUUGAUGAAGGGGAGUCAGGAUGAGCUGUUUGUAAUGCUUCCAAGCCCUUCCUCCAGUCCUACGUCCACAGACCCAGGAAUGGCCCAGUCUCUGUCCCACAGCCUGACCUCAUCACGGGCGGCGGCGGCGGCAGCUGUAGCCAGAGGUGGCAGAGGUCUCUGGCUUUGGUUGGCCAUGAUUGUGGUGCUGGCAGGUCUCCUGGCACUGCUGGCCAGCCUAGUGAUGCAACCUGCGGUAGAUGCAGCCCCUGUGGGGACCGGGGACUCCUGGAUGACCAUCCAGCAGCUGCUGUGGCCCUACACGGGGCUCCGGCAUAACGGACAACCCCCCGUCUAGCUCCUGAGAUUCGGGGUGGAUGAUGUUACUGCCCAUCAGCCCUCUGCAGAAAUGAUCUGUGCACGGUGGUGGUUAGGAAGAAAGCACAGUGUACCACUCCUGAGCAGAGGCUGUUGGGAUGUUUACUGGUGCCUGAAGAUUCCUAAAACAAGACUUGCAUUGACACAGGCCAGGCCUCAGGGGAUAGUUAACCCUACGGAGGAUUUUAUGCAUCACAUCACGUUUGCUAAAUUAGUUAGUCUGUGUGUGUAUGCGUGUGUCUGCGUUUUAAGAGAAGAAGCAGUUACAGGUGGUGGAAGCCAGUGUCCUUUCUGGGCUGCUCAACAUCCUUAACACAUCAUGAUGCAGUUUUCCCUGCAGUCAGUGCUGCUGGCAAGAGUUUACCCGGACCCGACACAAUCUGUCAAAUCAGGCUUGAUCAGUCAUCAGAGCUCAUACAAUGCUGACCAAUCACGUCACAUCUUCAUCAGAAUGACUGCACUGAUCCACUACGUCAUACAAUGGGCCGCUGUGCAGUUUUCCAUUGAUAACCACCACACACAGUGGCUCCAAUUGUGCCACAUGGCUUUUUAAACAGAUUUCAUGCACUUAAGGAAACAAAGGACUGUCAGCCUUUUUAAUGGAAUUUUGCAGAGGAAAUUUUAUAACUUUUAAGUCUAUUAACACUGGUAAUAAAACUUUUAUUUUAACUGUUUUAAAAUUGUUAAAUCUAUAUUUAUGUGAGUUUGAUAGUUUUGAGUGUGGAUAUGUGAAUAUGUUUAUUUUUGUUAAGUUAUAAUUCUACAUUGUAACAGUCUUCACACCAAAGGGUUUUUUAUUUUCCUCUUCAAGUACUUGCUGUGGUUGUCACCGUUUUCAACUUCAUACUCUUUUGUAUGUUCCAAAGAAGAUGUAUGGAACUUUGCACAAAUAAAGUAGCCAAUUCUACAAUCCAA
Messenger RNA from Centropristis striata (black sea bass), 5647 nucleotides. RefSeq names its product lymphoid-restricted membrane protein (gene lrmp). The record is from RefSeq and is a predicted model, not a curated record. Lineage: Eukaryota; Metazoa; Chordata; Actinopteri; Perciformes; Serranidae. Gene Ontology annotation, cellular component: endoplasmic reticulum membrane. The coding region runs from base 249 to 4712 and encodes 1487 amino acids. The transcript has 39 exons.